CCCCGACAUAAAUAUGCAAACAGUCUUGAUUACUCGAAUGGGCUGGCCCCUAGAGUCACUACAUAGAGCACUCCUAGCAAAAACCCCCACAUCAAGACAAACUUCUUAUAUAAGAUGUCUCUAAACCCUUAGAAAAAGCAUCAACAAGCACACACACACACACACUACCGAGAAUAUGGAAGAAUCCCAAGCCAGAAGAAGAAGAAGAUCAACCAGCGACAGGAUGGGCGAGGUGACGGCCGAGGACCGUAGUGCCAGUCGGACGAGCAACACACCCGAUAUUAUUGGAGACCCAUCCACGCGUCACAGUGCGAGCAUACCACACUCGCCAUCCUCGGCGGUUGAGCAGUACAAGCUGCUCAGAUCGGUCGCGAUCGGUCUGAUCGACCAGGCCAUCGAUCUGCUCCACCACGUCGUCGUCUCCGAUGGGCUUCUCUCGUCGGUCUCUGAAUUGGUCCCUGGAAGCACCAUCGGCAAACAUCUCAGACAUCUUCAUGACCAUUUCAGGAUCUUGUUCGAGUGCGCUCUCUCUGGACUACCCGGGCACCAUAAAGUGCUCAAUUAUGAUACCAGGGAACGCAAUGUGCCCAUGGAAAGUUCACACAAGACCAUUCUGGUGGAAUUCGAGCGGCUCAAACAUCGCUAUUUGGGCGAUCCAGAAUCGCCACUAAACGUAGAGCCCAACGCAGUGGAGCCUUUUUGUGAAGAUAACCAAGACCCGCCGGUCCUCGAUCGAGCCUCUUCCCCUUCAGCCCAUCCCUCGACCUCCUCCUCCUCUUCAUCAUCAUUAUCACUGGCUAUGAGUCGAAAAAAGGGGUGUUCGAGGCCCAGGUUCGAUCACGAUAUGGCGCUCGAUUUGGUCGCCAUAACCCCGCAUCGUGUCGGUCUGAAAACUACUUUCAAUCGCGAAUUGUGGUUUGCAUGUCUACAUGCAACUCAUCAUUAUGCGUUGAUUCGGGUCAUCGUUACCGGAGAGCUCAAGUUGUCGUUGCCCAAAGAGUUCGGGGUCGCGCCUAGUACCCUAGAACGAUCCAAAAUGUAACCCCCUAGAAACCGAGAUGGAACUCUGGCGUGCCGGUGGUCAUGAGAUGAUUUUUUUUUUUUCAUUCCCUGUCGGUUUGCCUUUUUUGAGGGCCUAGCUUGUAUGUAUCUUCGAUCCGACGCCUCUUUUGAUCGUCUCCUACACAAACAUGUACAUAGAGAGCACAUUCAAUGGACUCUUCUGCCUUCCUUCCAUGCUUGCACUUCUGCCAUUCUCUCUGCAUUUCCUCUUUUUUUUUCUCGUUGUAAAGUCGUUCCACAUCUUUCUUACACACAUGUGUGUAGGUUACACACAUGUGUGUAACGUAGCACUACUUUCCUUUCCUUUCAUGCCUACGUUUUCACUUCAAUCUUUGUCUUGAUUAUGUACCUUGAAGAAUUAGAAAGAAAGGAAGAUGCGGGUUACACAUCCACAUCAUUCCUGAUCUGGACAGACUUCAUACUUUUCUUUGACUUGGACUCUUAUUAUGGUUACUCAUAUUUGGAAGCGAGAUGAUGAUCAUUUUAAUCCAA
Puccinia graminis f. sp. tritici CRL 75-36-700-3 is the source of this 1554-nucleotide messenger RNA. RefSeq lists its product as uncharacterized. The transcript is spliced from 5 exons. NCBI's taxonomy places the organism in Eukaryota, Fungi, Basidiomycota, Pucciniomycetes, Pucciniales, Pucciniaceae. The record is from RefSeq and is a predicted model, not a curated record. The coding region runs from base 176 to 1042 and encodes 288 amino acids.